AUGACAGUAUAUUCAAAACUUGUCCCAAUAGGAUGGCUCGCUCAUCUUGGAGCAAGUUACUAUUUAGUACGACCUCUUCGUUCAUUAUCAUAUCGAACUCUUCUAACAAUUAUUCCAUGUGCAGCUUUGAUAUAUGCUGGAUCUCAAAAUCUUCCUCAAUUCCAUGAGUCAUCUGUCCUGAUAGUUUCACUUUACUGGAUGAUAUCAAUUCGUUUGAUUGAUUUAAUUGUAUUUUCACCAGAGAAGCCACUUUCACUGCCUUCAUAUGCUGGAAAAUUUUUGUGGUUCGUAUGUCCCAUUGUAGAAUGUGACUUAAAUUAUCCGAUCAUCUUCGAUGUUACUUCAGCCGGUAUAAAACUUGUAUUAGCUAUUUGGAUCUAUCGAUGGUUUCUUGUUUGUGAAUCGAGUAAUAGUUAUGCUCAAAUGGGCAUGUUAUAUCUGCUUAUCUGUACAAGCAUGUAUGCCGAUGACAUGCAAAUUGCGCUCGUUCGACUUAUAACACGUGAUAAAUAUACUACUUUGUCAGUCAACGAUUUCCCAUUUAAGUCCAGAUCUAUUCGAGAAUUUUGGGGCCGUCGCUAUAAUCGAAUCAAUAGUUCACUUCUCAAGGAAUCUGUUUUUGAACCUACUCGACGUUUAUUUUCUUUUUCACCAACGAUGGCUACUCUGACUAGUUUCGCAGUGAACGGUCUGCUUCAUGCUCAUAUAGCUGUUGCUUGCUUCGGUGCAUCAUCUCCAUUGCCUAUAUUUACCUUCUUUCUUGCACAAGGCGCUGCUUGUUGUGUAGAAACAAUUUUUUCAAUAAAACUACCUAAACCAAUUGGAAUUGUAGUUACACAUAUGUUUCUUCUUUUCACAGCACGAGUCUGCAUCGGACUACCUAAUCUCGCUGGUUCCAAUUAUUUUUCGCUUAAUGCACCUCCAUUAUUGAAUGCAAAAUGGUUACCUCAAUUGCGAAUACCCAAUUUUUUCCCCAAAAUAGACUAUCAUAUCUAA
Adineta steineri is the source of this 996-nucleotide messenger RNA. NCBI's taxonomy places the organism in Eukaryota, Metazoa, Rotifera, Eurotatoria, Adinetida, Adinetidae. The record is from the annotation of a GenBank genome assembly.